Molecule: messenger RNA, 3514 nt
Organism: Rattus rattus (black rat)
Lineage: Eukaryota; Metazoa; Chordata; Mammalia; Rodentia; Muridae
Gene: Gabrg3
Product: gamma-aminobutyric acid type A receptor subunit gamma3
Exons: 10
Coding region: 419-1822 (467 amino acids)
Biological process (GO): signal transduction; nervous system process; gamma-aminobutyric acid signaling pathway
Cellular component (GO): postsynapse; synapse; dendrite membrane
Molecular function (GO): benzodiazepine receptor activity; inhibitory extracellular ligand-gated monoatomic ion channel activity; transmitter-gated monoatomic ion channel activity involved in regulation of postsynaptic membrane potential
Source: RefSeq, a predicted model, not a curated record
AUUCAAACCUCGCUGCCUUCGCCUGGCGUUGCCAAGCGUGUUAAUUGGGGAAACUCCUCCCCGCCGCGGCUGGCGGGCACCACCGAGGCAGCCGCGACCUCCCGCCCGCUUCGGAGCGCAGCUGCCCCAGUGCAGAGCCCCGAGCCGGUCCGGGCCGCCCCGCGGGCUGGUGCUUCGGGAGGAGGGCGCCCGGCCACCUGCUGUCCCCCCUCCCGGUGCUGAUCACUCCCGAGAGUGGACGCACCCCAGCUCGUGUGCGCCCCGCAGAGCCGGACCGUCGGGGGCGCGGCGCUCGGAGCAGACACCUGUCCCUCUCGGUCCGCAGAACCAGGGCGCUGCAGCCCGUGGUAGUCUAGUAAGCGCCCGAGCGAGUGGAAACCAAGCCCGGCAGAGGCCUCGGACCCGCGCCCGGAGAGCCAUGGCUGCAAAGCUGCUGCUUCUCCUCUGCCUGUUCUCGGGCUUGCAUGCUCGGUCCAGGAGGGUGGAAGAGGAUGACAAUGAAGACUCUCCAUCAAACCAGAAGUGGGUCUUGGCCCCCAAAUCACAAGACACCGAUGUGACACUGAUUCUCAACAAAUUGCUGCGAGAAUAUGACAAAAAGUUGAGACCGGACAUUGGAAUAAAACCAACUGUGAUCGAUGUGGACAUUUAUGUUAACAGCAUUGGUCCCGUGUCAUCCAUAAACAUGGAAUACCAAAUUGAUAUAUUUUUUGCUCAAACCUGGACAGACAGUCGCCUUCGAUUCAACAGCACAAUGAAAAUACUUACUCUGAACAGCAACAUGGUGGGUUUGAUAUGGAUACCAGACACCAUCUUCCGAAACUCUAAAACAGCAGAGGCUCACUGGAUCACCACACCCAACCAGCUCCUCAGAAUCUGGAAUGAUGGGAAAAUCCUUUACACAUUAAGGCUUACCAUCAAUGCGGAGUGCCAGCUGCAAUUGCAUAACUUCCCCAUGGAUGCGCAUGCCUGCCCUUUGACCUUCUCUAGCUAUGGCUACCCCAAAGAAGAAAUGAUUUAUCGUUGGAGGAAAAAUUCAGUUGAGGCAGCUGAUCAGAAAUCAUGGCGGCUCUAUCAGUUUGACUUCAUGGGCCUCAGAAACACUACAGAAAUCGUGACUACAUCUGCAGGUGAUUAUGUUGUCAUGACUAUCUAUUUUGAACUGAGUAGAAGAAUGGGAUACUUCACUAUCCAGACGUAUAUCCCCUGCAUACUGACUGUAGUUCUGUCCUGGGUAUCAUUUUGGAUCAAAAAAGAUGCGACACCAGCAAGAACAACAUUAGGCAUCACCACGGUGCUAACCAUGACCACACUCAGCACCAUUGCCAGGAAGUCCCUGCCUCGGGUGUCCUAUGUCACUGCCAUGGACCUCUUUGUGACUGUGUGCUUCUUGUUUGUCUUUGCCGCACUGAUGGAGUAUGCUACCCUCAACUACUAUUCGAGUUGUCGAAAGCCGACCAUCAGGAAGAAAAAGACAUCGUUAUUACAUCCAGAUUCAACAAGAUGGAUUCCUGAUCGAAUAAGCCUUCAAGCACCCUCUAAUUAUUCUCUCCUGGAUAUGAGACCCCCGCCACCCGUGAUGAUCACGUUAAACAAUUCCAUGUACUGGCAGGAGUUUGAGGACACCUGUGUCUAUGAGUGUCUGGAUGGCAAAGACUGCCAGAGCUUCUUCUGCUGCUAUGAGGAGUGCAAGUCUGGCUCCUGGAGAAGAGGCCGCAUCCACAUUGACGUCUCUGAGCUGGACUCCUACUCUCGGGUCUUCUUCCCAACGUCCUUCCUGCUGUUCAACCUGGUCUAUUGGAUUGGAUACCUAUAUCUUUAAGUGCUGCUCUGAAGGAUGACAGAAGAGUACUUGAUUCAUGUUUUUCCUUCCAUCAUCCCCAGACAAGUAGUGACCAACCAAAAAGUAGCAGGGAAGGACACUACUCCAGUUUGUUGUGUUACCUUUCAGCAGCAUGGGAAGUACUGGAAAGUAUUCUUUAUAAAUAUUUCACUCACAAACACACACACACACACACACACACACACACACACACACACACAGCAAUUGCAUUGUCAAGUGAUAUUCUUGCUAGUCCCUUCUUCAACUGGUAGUUUGAUACUUAUGAAUGGCCCUGGAUACAGAAGCUGCCAGUUACCAUGCAACCACACCUGUAAAAGAUUCAAACAAGUAUCCAGAGGUUGUCUCAGAUUCUCCCCAUUAUGUAUCUUCCCUUUGUGCCCCUUUGGCACCAGUGCCCAUGCAUACAGGCUCUCCAUUAGUGGAGAUACACACUCAUGGUGACCUCUCUCUGAGAUCUAGCUGGAACUGCAGUCUGCUUUGGUUCCUUCUGUGAGGCCUGUGUGCUCAGACACUGCUGUCCUGAGCUAGCCUCCCUCUAACUGGCACCCUUCCUUCCCACCUGGGAGGUGGUACUAUGCGAUUUUUAAAAUUUGUUUCUGAGACCAAGACUGCUGUUCGUCUCUAACUCUCACAAAGUAGUGACUUUAUUACUGACUGCCAAGCAUCAGUGACAUUGGUAUCCUGGGUCCCUGGACCAGUUGCAUUUGAGUUCAGCAUUUCUCAAAGAGACAUGAUUUAUAAGACCAAGUCUCAGUCUCAGACAAUGAGGGUAGCUUAUAUUAUUGUUAGGGAUUUGGUAAUUCUCUUCAUCCUGCAAAGACAUGCAAUGAGGGUAGGCCUUUGUUUUGAAACUGCAUUCCACAGUGUAAAAUAACAUAGAUAUUCAUAUAUUUAAUCAUGAACAUUAACUUUCAAGCCAAACUGACUUUAGAUGAAAAACAUGGGUGAUGGUUAUUGUCAAUUAUACAUUUUGAUGAGCAAAAAUUGUUUUAUACUUUGAAAUAUGGAUGCAUAGCAAAAUCCCAAAGAAACCCUCCCAAAUCAAUUCUCUUUUGAUAUUUUUAUAGCACAAAAACAAAUUUGCUUCUUGAUAUUAGUUCUUGGCUAUGACCAGAUGCUCUUGUGCAUUCCAGGUCUAUGACUCUUUUGAAGUAUCCUCUAUUGGUGACACCCACAGAUUUCCACUCAUCAGCAGUAUCUUGGCACUAUUGCAGUGUCCACAGUAGAAUCCUUGUGUACUCUUCUCCCACAAAGCUGAAUUAAUUUUAUUGAAAUUAAUGAAUUUUUCAGUUUCUAUUACACAUACCAUAUGGCUUCUUAGAAAAGGUAAAACGUCGUACAAAUAGAAUAUAACAACAUGCUGACUUGACACAACUUAUUAGAUGUAUUUCAGAAAAGAUAAUGGUAUGGAAGAGACCGGAAAAACUGAAAGUAGAUACUUUUGCUAAUUCUUUCUAGUACUGUUGCACAUGAAGUGGAUGUGAAAAUGGGCACAACUCUCAGUUGAAAGGGUAAUAAUAGCUGUCCAUGUGUAUGUGAUAUUCAGUCUUUUCUUUCUGAGUUUCUACUAACAAACUAGUUUGAUAGUUACUACGUAAGGCUCAAGAAAAAUUGGCUUCUAGUUAGAAAAUUCAAUUUAAAAGAAUUAAAAUAAUAAACACCAAUAAGGAA